Anopheles coustani is the source of this 2681-nucleotide messenger RNA. Its product is annotated as putative sodium-dependent multivitamin transporter. NCBI's taxonomy places the organism in Eukaryota, Metazoa, Arthropoda, Insecta, Diptera, Culicidae. The coding region runs from base 684 to 2498 and encodes 604 amino acids. The record is from RefSeq and is a predicted model, not a curated record. Gene Ontology annotation, cellular component: membrane. The transcript is spliced from 7 exons. Gene Ontology annotation, biological process: sodium ion transport; transmembrane transport. Gene Ontology annotation, molecular function: symporter activity.
CGCGAGCCUGAAUGUUGUUUUCUAUUCGGACGGCGCAGUCACGCGAACCAGCUGUGCGGCGGAAGCAGUUGCAUACAGUUUGUUAAGUUUAAUCGCAACAUUAUUCCACAUUCGCGACGCGCUGUACAUUUGAUUAGUUACAUCGUCGCCAUCGUUUCAACCCGCCCUCCGACGGCAUUCGUGAAAGUGUUAACUACUAAAUCGCUUUAGUAUAACUAUUUCCAUUCAGAUCCAUUCGCUCGAUUUGUGAUAAGCGAGCGUUUAUCAGUUCGCUUAGUGAUAGAGUGGUAUAGGAUAGAAGCAGGCAAAAACAAAAAGUGCAUCACCAUGGGAUUAUCGGCGGGGUCCAAGGCGCCUUGAAGGGCACCGUAUCCCUACGUUGUGCGUUGGUUCUGUUUAUAUUCGCGAUCGUCGGUCAGACCGUCCAAAGGUCACACAACCAGCGAAAGUGGAAAUUGGUGUGAUUUAGUGUUUUCCAGUGCAAGUGCAAUGGUCCAAACGAAGGAAGAGGUUUAAUUGUUUGUUACCUUUGGCUGUGCCUUCUUAUAUAACUUGGCCAGCGUCGGCAAAUUUGCGUGUAGAUAAACACCAUCAGUGCGGUAUCGUUUCCUCGAUGAAUAAUCAAUCAGCCAAAAUCAGUCCAUUUUAAUCUACACAUCCAGGCAAAACCUGUCACCCUCAUCAUGGCAUCCUCGUUUGGCCUGUGGGACUACGUCGUCUUCAUCGCGAUGCUGAUCGUUUCGGCCGGCAUCGGUGUUUACUAUCGGUUCUCCGGUGGUAAGCAGAAAACGACAACGGAAUACCUACUGGCAGAUCGUAACAUGUCCAUUUGGCCGGUUUCGUUUAGCUUGAUGGCCAGCUUCAUGUCCGCCGUCACGCUGCUGGGCGUCUCGAACGAAAACUACCAAUUCGGUACCCAGUUCGUGUCCAUUAACCUUUCCUAUGGGCUCGCGACCCCGAUCGCGGCCUACCUCUUCCUGCCAGUAUUUUUCCGCCUGCAGGCGUGCAGUGCGUACGAGUAUUUAGAGAAGCGCUUCGGCAAAAAGACCCGCCUGGCCGCAUCGCUCGCCUACACGCUGCAGAUGAUCCUGUACAUGGGCAUUGCGGUGUACGCGCCCGCCCUCGCCCUGCAGGCAGUCACGGGGCUCGACCAGGCGUACUCGAUCCUGGCGAUCGGUGGCAUCUGCACGUUCUACUCAACGAUCGGCGGCAUGAAGGCGGUCCUGUUUACCGACGUGUUCCAGUCGGUGCUUAUGUUUGCUGCCAUCUACGCGGUCAUUAUUUGCGCCGCAGUUAAGGCCGGUGGUCUCGGUCCGAUCUGGGACGCGGCAUCCGAGGGUGGCCGGCUGGAGAUUUGGAAUUUCGAUCCUAAUCCAACGACCCGCCACACCUGGUGGUCACUGACGAUCGGUGGCAUGUUCACGUACCUCUCCCUAUACGCCGUCAACCAGACACAGGUGCAACGGCUUAAAACGGUCAAGGAUCUCAAGUCGGCCCAGAAGGCGCUCUGGCUAAACUGGCCAAUCCUGUCGCUGCUGAGCCUCAGCACGUCCUUCAGUGGGCUAGCGAUCUACUACUUCUACCGUACGUGCGACCCACUGCAGCAGGGCCGUAUCAAGGUGCGCGACCAAACGAUGCCUCUCUUCGUGGUCGAUGCCAUGGGCGACUUGCCCGGUUUGCCCGGGCUGUUCGUGUCCGGUAUUUUCUCCGCCAGCCUUUCGACCGUCUCGGCUGCUCUGAACUCACUGGCCGCGGUUACACUCGAGGACUACCUGAAACCGUUGUACCUUAAGGUGAAGAAUAAACCGCUCCCGGACCUACAGUCCAGCUUCCCGAGCAAGGUGAUGGCGUUCGUGUACGGGUUGAUCUGUAUUGCGGUCGCGUUUCUCGCGCAAAAUAUGGGCGGUGUGCUGCAGGCUUCGCUCACGAUCUUCGGCGUUGUCGGGGGCCCACUGUUUGCCCUCUUCUCUAUGGGAAUGUUCACCACACGUGCCAAUCAACGGGGUGUUAUAACGGGACUUCUCACGGGACUGGCGUUUUCCCUGUGGGUAGGUUUCGGGCAGCCACGACCACCCCUGAAAACGCUCGAAUUUUCCGUCGACGACUGUUCGGAAUUUGGAGGCUUCAAUCAGACCAGUGUCCCACUAGCGAUGGCUCAACGGGCAGCGGACGUACGGCCCGAUUCCGAUUACUUCUAUCUCUACCGGCUAUCGUACAUGUGGUUCAGUGUGCUCGGUUACCUCGUCACGUUUACCGUAGGGUACGGUACAAGUCUUUUGCUUCGGUGGCGUGGAGCGGCGGGCACCGAGCGCAUCUAUCUGGACGAGCAGCAGAUUUACCUCAACACGGACCUGUUCUCGCCUCCGGUUGCACGCGCCAUGAAGCAACGGAUGGCGCGCUUGAUCGAGAAUGGUGGCGAUAUCGACGCCACGAGACAACACUCGAGCAGUGUCGUCAUUCCACCGACAAUGACCAAACAGGACGCUAGUUCGUUCUAACCAGACGUCCACCGAAGAACUCUCUACCCAAAAAUCUUUCCCGGGAGUUUUGCUCAACUAAUGUUCAAAUGGAUCAGAUGGAGAUCCUUAUAGCAUGUGGGACUUAAUUAGAAAAAAAAGAAAAUGAAAAGCCAUUAAUACAUGCAAACUAUUGCAUAUGAUGAGCGCACGAAUGAAGAGACA